Messenger RNA from Oldenlandia corymbosa var. corymbosa, 6754 nucleotides. NCBI's taxonomy places the organism in Eukaryota, Viridiplantae, Streptophyta, Magnoliopsida, Gentianales, Rubiaceae. The record is from the annotation of a GenBank genome assembly.
UUGAGAGUCCGACUGUUCUUCCCCAAAUUGACGACUCCUAAUUAAAUUUCAUUACUCUUCCAGAACUUUGGCUCUGCUCCCAUUCUCAUCUUCAUUCAUCAUCGUCAUCUCGACCAAUAUCAAGAGUAGUAGCUCAAGGUGGAAGAGGUAGGAUAGCUGGGAUUUUUAGGAUCGUUCGAGCUGCAGCUACCAUCUCUGGCCGAAAUUCUUUGUAGGUAAUUAACUCGCAUUCUCCUCGUUUUUGUUUCUGAAGUUCGAAAUAUAAAUGAAGAGGAUGAUAAGUAAUGAUCCGAGGUCUAGGGAUUUAGAAUUAGCAUCUUGUUUGAGAAAUUAAUUAUUUUCAUUCUUAAACUAGUUAUGUUUGGAUUCGAUACUCUUUAGGUCUGGUUUUGGGGGAAAAAAGAAAAACCUAAAUGGUUUUUGGGGUUAAGUUAGAGUCUGGUCCGUUAAAUGGGAUUGUAGUUUUAGGUUUAGUAGCUUAAACUUCAGGAAUUGAUAAACUGAAGUAGAUGACCAUAUUCAUUACACGGGCUAGCAAUAAGGAGUCGGGAUCGUAAAGGACAUUAGGUAUCGGGACAAGUGAAACUGGGGAUUUGGAAUCAGCCAUUACCACAUCUGGGUUGGACUUUCUAAGAUGGCUCAAACUACUGAGGGUGGUGCGACUGAAGAAGUGGAAAAAAUUCUUUUCAAUUUUAUGACUAAUGAAGAGGUGAAGAGGCACAGUGUUGUUAAAAUUAUCAAUCCACUUUUACUUGAUAGUUUGGGACGCCCAAUACCUGCUGGGCUCUAUGAUCCAGCCAUGGGCCCUUUUGAUGAAAUAUCUUCCUGCAAAUCAUGUGGUCAACGCGCAUAUAACUGCCCUGGUCAUUGUGGUCAUAUUGAGCUCGUUUCACCAGUAUACAAUCCCUUGCUCUUUAAUAGGCUCUACAAUCUAUUACAGCGAAUCUGUUUCUUUUGCUUUCGGUUCCGAGCCGAUAGAGAAGAGGUGGAUAGAUGUGUAUCUCGACUGAAACUCAUUUCAAAGGGUGAUGUCAUUGGGUCAAGAAAUUUGGAUUCCACAGAUUCACCAAACUUGGAUGCCUCUGAGGACAGUGAAGGUAGGCAUGUAUCCCAAGGUAAUAGAAACCCUGGUGCCGAAAUUCACUUGAAGCAGAUGGAACAAAGCUCUUGGGAUUCUUUUCAGUUUACCGAAGCUAUGUCUGUUUUAAACAAAUUUCUUAAGCCGCGGACCGCCAAGUGUCCUAAUUGCAAAGCUAAAAAUCCAAAGAUCACGAAACCAACUUUUGGAUGGUUUGAAUCGGGUCUUUCAGGCAUUGAAAUUCGUGGGAACAUAAUUAAAAGCCAUGGAUUAGAUGGUUUAACUGGCGGAUCUGAAGAAAGGUCUAUCUCUGAAGUUCUAAAUGAUAAUGACUCUGCACGGGAGAAGGAUCCUGAAGCAGCCGAAUCUGAUUCCGAUUCCUCCACCUCUGAUGGAACAAAAAGUACCAGGGUUACAAGACCUUCAUUUGAAACUAGUGUGUCACGGAAAUUCCAAAAACAUAAGAAUACCUUUUCUGGACCUUUGUUACCAACUGAGGUUAGAGAUGUUUUGAAGCAUCUGUGGGAAGCUGAGUCUUCCAUUUGUUCAUUUGUUUGUAACCUUAUGAGCGAGCAACUUUAUACAACCACCAAGGACGCUGGUCACUUGAUGUUUUUUCUUGACUCCGUUCUUGUACCGCCCACCAAAUUUCGUCCUCCAGCUAAAGGGGGCGAUUCAGUAAUGGAGCAUCCUCAUACUGUUUUGUUAGGCAAGGUACUGCAGUCUAAUAUAUCUUUAGGCAACGCUCACCAAAGUCAUGCUGAGCGGGAUAAGAUUGUUGGCCGUUGGAAGGAUCUUCAGCAAUCUAUAAAUGUUUUAUACAACAGUAAAACAGCUGUUGGUCAGAGUCAAAUGGGAAGUGAUGGGAUAUGCCAGUUCUUGGAGAAGAAGGAGGGUAUUUUCCGCCAGAAAAUGAUGGGAAAGAGGGUUAAUUUUGCUGCUCGGUCUGUUAUUUCUCCAGAUCCAUAUCUGGGAGUCAAUGAAAUCGGAAUUCCUCCAUAUUUUGCCUUGAAGCUAACAUAUCCGGAGAAAGUUACCUCAUGGAAUCUUGCCAAACUAAGGAAGGCUAUCAUUAAUGGCCCAGAUAUUCAUCCUGGAGCUUCAGCAUGUGCUGAUAAAGUUUCUACCAUUAAGCUUACCCAAUCCAGGAAAGCGCGUUCGACUAUAUCUAGAAAAUUGUUUUCUUCAAGAGGGGUUACUCAAACAGGGAAGAAUAGUGAGUAUGAAAUUGAAGGAAAAGUUGUCUAUCGACAUUUACAAGAUGGAGACAUUGUUCUCGUGAAUCGACAGCCUACCCUUCACAAGCCAAGUAUAAUGGCUCAUGUUGUUCGUGUAUUGAAAGGGGAGAAAACUCUACGCAUGCAUUAUGCAAAUUGCAGUUCGUACAAUGCUGAUUUUGAUGGUGAUGAAAUGAAUGUUCAUUUUCCUCAAGAUGAAAUUUCUCGUGCUGAAGCUUAUAACAUUGUCAAUGCCAAUGAGCAGUACAUCGUUCCCACAAAGGGCGACACUGUCAGAGGCUUGAUUCAGGAUCAUAUUGUUGGUGCUGUGCUCUUGACAUUGAAAGAUACAUGUUUGACCAAAAAUGAAUUCAAUCAACUUCUUUAUGGUUCUCUUGCUUGUUCUGGGAAUAUUUCUGAAUUAGUUUCUCAAGGUAUUGUCCAGCCAGGUUUGCCUGCUUAUUGGAAACCACUUCGCUGGACAGGGAAGCAGGUGAUUUCUGCACUGCUAAACCACUUGACAAGAGGGUGUGCUCCUUGUACAGUUGAAAAAGAGAUGAAAAUACCAAAGGAGUAUCUCCCAAGUGAGACUGUCACAAACCAACCACACAGUUUACUUGUUUGGAAAAAUGAGCUGGUAUGUGGUGUUAUUGACAAGGCUCAGUUUGGGCAAUUUGGCCUGGUGCAUACUGUACAAGAGCUAUAUGGGUCAAACACUGCUGGCUUCUUACUUUCUGCACUCAGCCGUCUUUGUACAAUCUUUUUACAGAUGCAUGGCUUCACCUGUGGGGUUGAGGACCUAAUAAUACUGCCCAGUUUCGAUGAUGAAAGAAAAGAGAAACUUGAAGGUGAAGAUGUUGGUGAAGGUGUUCAUUGUGACUUCGUCAAAAAAGGCCCCUUAAAACUGCAAUUGGAAGUUGAGAAAGUACUUAGCCGUGAUAGAGAGUCUGCUACAGCAUUAUUAGACAUGAAGAUGAAGAAUAAAUUAACUGAAAAGGCCAAUAAGAUCAGCAAGGAAUUACUUCGUCAAGGAUUGUUGAAACCCUUCCCAAAGAACUGCAUUUCUCUAAUGACGAUAAGUGGUGCUAAGGGUAGUACGGUCAACUUCCAGCAAAUAUCAUCUUAUCUGGGACAACAGGAGUUGGAAGGCAAGCGGGUUCCCCGUAUGGUAUCCGGAAAGACAUUGCCCUGUUUCCCACCAUGGGAUUUUACUUCAAGGGCUGGAGGCUACAUUACUGAUCGUUUCCUUUCCGGUCUUCGUCCCCAAGAAUAUUAUUUCCACUGCAUGGCAGGUCGAGAAGGUUUAGUAGAUACUGCUGUGAAAACUUCACGUAGUGGAUAUCUGCAACGGUGCUUGAUAAAGAACCUCGAGAGUCUGAAAGUAUGUUAUGAUUAUACUGUACGUGAUGCUGAUGGUUCCAUUGUUCAAUUCUUUUACGGGGAAGAUGGUGUUGAUGUUCAUAAGACCAGCUUCCUCAAAAACCUCAAAGCAUUGGCACUGAACGAGGAGACACUUCGUGAUAAAUAUAAACAUGAACAUGAGUUCAACAAUUAUAUUGUUGAGUUGCCAGUGCAGUUGGAAAAGCAAGCCAAAAGCUUUCUAGAGAAAUCCGAGACAGAAAAAUUGCUAAAAGAGUUGGAAUCGCUGAAAAGGUGGGAUUUGCAAGAAGAGUGGAAAAAGAAUGAAAAAAGCUUUCUAGAACAAUCGGAAAAAUUGCUAAAAGAGUUGAAGUCGCUUAAAAAGUUGGACUUGCAAGAAGAGUGGGGAGAGAGAGAGAAAAGGUGUAUUGAAGAAGCCAAGAAAGAGUUGCAAGAGAAGAAAUGGCUGUCGCCAAAAGAGUUGGCAAGGAAAGCAGAGGAAAAUCUUCUAGGAUCAGUGAAAGAGAGAAGAACAGGAUUCCUAAAAGCAGUGAAGGAGAGAAGAAAUAGCUUUCUAGAAGCAGUGAAAGGGAAAGCAAAGAGCUUUCUAAAAGCAGUGAAGGCAGAGGAGUUUCUGGAAGAAGCCAAUACAGAGUUGCAUAAAGAGUUGGAAGAGAAUGAAAACAGCUCUCUGAAAACCCUGAGGGGUAAGGUGUUGCCAGAAGAGUUGGCAAAGAAUGCAGAACGCGUUCUUGAAGCAGUGAAGAUGAAAGAGAGAAGAGUAGAUGCAGUGAAAGAAAGAAGAAAUAGCUUCCUAGAAGCAGUGAAAGAAAGAAGAAACAGCUUCGUAGAAGCAGUGAAAGGGAAAGCAAAGAGCUUUCUAGAAGCAGCGAAGGCAGAGGGAGUGCCAGAAGAGUUGGAAGAGCAAGCAACAUGCUUUCUAGAACUAGUGAAGAAAGAGGACUUUCUAGAAGAAGCCAACGCAGAGUUGCUUUUAGAGUUGGAAGAAGAUGAAAAAAGCUUUCUAAAAGCAGUGAAGAGGGAAGUGUUGCCAAAAGAGUUGGGAGAGCAAGCAAAAUGCGUUCUUGAAGCGGUGAAGAUACAGGAUCUAAAGCAGUUUUUAAAGCUACUGACGCAGAAAUAUCUUUCGAGUCUUGCCCCGGCUGGAGAACCCGUUGGCGUCAUAGCUGCUCAGUCGAUUGGUGAACCAUCAACCCAGAUGACAUUGAACACUUUUCAUCUUGCUGGUCGUGGUGAAAUGAACGUUACUCUUGGUAUUCCACGUCUCCAGGAGAUCCUGAAGACUGCUGCUGUUGUUAUCAAAACUCCUGUUUUGACAUGCCCAUUCUUACAGUUCAAGUUCAAGGCUGAUGCUCAGUCUCGGGUUGAUGAAGCCAUGAAGAUCACUGUUGCUCAUAUCAUAGAGACCAUGGAAGUACAUAUUUUGCCACUCUCUGUGCACAACAAUGAGGUGAGCAGAAUAUAUAAACUUAUAAUGACUUUCAAAUGUCACAGCUUACUUUCCCCAGAAGAUUGUGAGGAGACUCUUUCACAUGGUUUCUUGAGGGGAUUGGAGGAUGCAAUCGAAAAUCAUAUUGCCCUGCUGGCCAAGAUUAGUGGCAUAAAGAAUUACAAGUCAAAUUCGCGCCCCCAGGAAAAUGAAAUGGAUGAGGAUGUUUCUUUGACAUCUCACGGGAAGGAAUCUGAUGUGGAUGAGGAUGGUGAUGGUGGGGAUGAUGACAACGAUGCCAAUGCUGAUGAUCUUGGUUCUGAUUCACAAAAGAGGAAACAGCAGGGUACUGAUGAGAUUGACUAUGAAGAUGCUUCUGGAGAUGAGUCAGCUGAUGAGAGUGAACAAGGAGUAGCUGGUGAGUCCAAUGACGAGCAUGGAAUUGGAGAAGAUGAGGAAAUUGUCAAUGUUGAUUAUGAGCAUGCUUCUGAAAUCCCAAAUGAUGAGAUGGAAAUGUCAAGACAUAAAUCAAGUGAUAGAUCGGCAUCAUCAGCAAGUAAAAGAAGGAACAGAUCGAGAAAAGUCUUUGUUGGCAAGCAAACGGAUAGACAUGUGUUUGUGGAAGUCAAGGGGGGAAAGUUUGAGGCACAUUUCCGAUUUACCAAUGAACCUCAUAUUUUGCUGGCACAGAUUGCUCAGAGGACUGCAAAAAAUGUGUACAUCAAGAGCUCCGGUAAGAUCAGUCAAUGUAAAUUGGUUGAGCAUGAUGUAAGUGAAAAUUCAGUUAUUUGGGACAAGGAAAAAGUCAAAUUGAAGGACCAAUUCGAGGAUGAGUCGUAUUGGGCACUGAAGGCUGCUGGAGUCGAUUUUACUGCUUUUUGGGAAAUGCAAGAUGAGCUUGAUGUUACACGGGUAUACUCCAAUAGUGUCCAUGCUAUGUUGACAACAUAUGGAGUGGAAGCAGCUCGAGCAACCAUCAUAAGAGAGGUGAAGAAUGUAUUCGGCAAUUAUGGAGUGCAAGUUGACAGCCGUCAUUUAAGCUUAAUCGCAGACUACAUGACCCAAACAGGUGGCUACCGGCCAAUGAGCAGAUAUGGAUGUGUAACAGAUACAUUAUCACCUUUAUCUAAGAUGUCUUUUGAGACAGCAUCGAAGUUCUUAGUUGAAGCUGCAUCUUUUGGGAUGAGCGACGACUUGGAGACACCAUCAGCCAGAAUUUGUCUAGGCUUGCCAGUCAAGAUGGGUACUGGUUGUUUCGACUUGAUGCAGCAGUUUGAAAUUUGAAGACCAGCAGUUUUGUAGGUUCAUCAUUUGAGAGUAAAUGUGAUAGGAAUUGGGGUUGUCGCGUUUAUUGGUUAAGACUAAAGAAUUGGUUUUUAUAAUCGAGCGUGACAGAAAAAUUUUGGAGGAUAUUAGGUAGCUUAACACUAUUUGUAGCUAACAUAAGUUAUGGUUUGCGAAGCUCGUGCCUCUGCGUGUAUUCCUGUAAAACACAUACUAUAAUUUUUUGUUAUGAGAUCGGGUACAGCUUCAACCAGUCCUUUUAAGACCGACAUGUCUGCUUGGUUAAAGGGGUUAAAAGCUCUGUGUUAAAGCUCGAAUAAUUUUACUCCACUUUUCGUCAAUAGUUAUGGAAGAUUAAUUUCUUAA